CGCCCAUCAGAAACCCUAGUUUUUCAUUUGCACUCCGAUCAGCUGGUCGGACUGAGGUCGUCACCGGCGGAAAAUCAUGGUCCACGUCUGCUUUUACCGCAACUAUGGCAAGACUUUUAAGAAGCCGCGUCGCCCCUACGAGAAGGAACGAUUGGACGCCGAGUUGAAACUGGUCGGAGAGUACGGCCUAAGGUGCAAGAGAGAGCUUUGGAGGGUACAGUAUGCACUGAGCCGUAUAAGGAAUAAUGCCAGGAAUCUUUUGACUCUCGACGAGAAAGACCCUCGUCGUAUUUUCGAGGGCGAAGCCCUUAUGAGGAGGAUGAACAAGUACGCACUGCUAGACGAGAGCCAGAACAAGCUCGAUUACGUCUUGGCACUCACUGUUGAGAACUUUCUCGAGCGCCGCCUGCAAACUCUUGUUUUCAAGGCUGGUAUGGCUAAGUCCAUCCACCAUGCUCGAGUUCUUAUCAGGCAAAGACAUAUCAGGGUUGGAAGGCAAGUUGUAAACGUGCCCUCGUUCAUGGUAAGGGUGGAUUCUCAGAAGCACAUUGACUUCUCCCUAACAAGUCCGUUUGGUGGGGGCCGCCCCGGUAGAGUGAAGAGAAGGAACCAGAAGUCAGCUUCAAAGAAGGCUUCUGGUGGUGAUGGAGACGAGGAUGAAGAGGAGUGAAAAUCUUAAUUAGUCGAUGAUUAUUCAUACAAUUGCUUGCUAAGUAGAAUUAUGGUUUUGUCUCUGAUGCUACCUCAUGUAGUGCUCGUGUCUCAUAUAAAUUAUUAGCGGUUUUGGUUGAGAUAUUUCGAUAAUUAGGAACAUUUCAGAUUUGUCAUUUUUAUUUUUCGUUAUAUUUAUGUUUAAGUUGGACUCUUGAAUCUUAUUAUACGAAAAAUGUUGAAGUUGGAUGAGUAUAA
Molecule: messenger RNA, 909 nt
Organism: Erythranthe guttata (spotted monkey flower)
Lineage: Eukaryota; Viridiplantae; Streptophyta; Magnoliopsida; Lamiales; Phrymaceae
Product: small ribosomal subunit protein uS4y
Biological process (GO): ribosomal small subunit biogenesis; translation
Cellular component (GO): cytosolic small ribosomal subunit
Molecular function (GO): rRNA binding; structural constituent of ribosome
Source: RefSeq, a predicted model, not a curated record